AUGUCGUUCAGCAGCAGCUCUGCAGCAGGCGGCCCCCCCUGGAGGAACAACAGCUUCAUCCUGGGGGGGGGCAGAGACCCUCCUCUGUCCGACCAGGGAGAGACCAUCAUCGGAGUCUACCUGCUGCUGCUGGGUUGGUUGUCUUGGUUUGGAAACAGCAUCGUCCUCUUCGUCCUGUACAGACAGAGAUCCACGCUGCAGCCUAGCGACUACCUCACCUUUAAUCUGGCCAUCUCUGACGCCAGUAUCUCAGUGUUCGGAUACUCCAGAGGCAUCAUCGAAAUCUUCAACGUGUUCCAGGACAGCGACUACCUGAUCUCCACUGUCUGGACCUGCCAGGUAGACGGUUUCUUCACGCUGGUGUUCGGUCUGAGCAGUAUCAACACACUGACAGUGAUCAGCAUCACCCGCUACAUCAAAGGAUGUCACCCCAGCAGAGCCCGUCACAUCAACAGGACCAGCGUGUCCGUGUGUCUGCUGCUGAUCUGGGUCACAGCUGGAUUCUGGUCUGGAGCUCCACUGCUCGGCUGGGGGAGCUACACAGACCGUGGGUACGGAACCUGUGAAGUCGACUGGGCCAAGGCGAGCUACUCGAGCGUCUACAGGUCCUACAUCGUGUCCCUGCUGGUCUCCUGCUUCCUCGUCCCGGUGCUCAUCAUGCUCUUCUGCUACGUGUCCAUCAUCAACACGGUGAAGAGAGGCAACGCUCUGUCAGCGGAGGGAGACCUGACCGACCGCCAGAGGAAGAUCGAGAGAGACGUCACCAUAGUUUCCAUAGUGAUCUGUACAGCCUUCAUCCUGGCCUGGUCUCCUUACGCCGUGGUGUCCAUGUGGUCUGCGUGGGGCUUCCACGUGCCGAACCUCACCAGCAUCUUCACCCGCCUCUUCGCCAAGUCGGCGAGUUUCUACAACCCCCUCAUCUACUUUGGACUCAGCUCCAAGUUCCGUAAAGAUGUCGCCAUCCUGCUGCCCUGCGCUCGCGACGCCAAAGACACGGUAAAGCUGAAGCGCUUCAAGCCGAAGGCCGACGCCCACGGCCGCCCUGCCAUAGGAGGAGGAGCCAGACUCAAAGUCCCUCUGAACCAGAACGAGAAGAAGUACUCACCCAAACCGGUCCCAAGCCCAGACUCUGGGAUGGGAAGUCCGCCCUGCACACCGCCACCCAUCAACAAGGAGGUGUUUUAUAUUGACAUGCCCCGCCCCUCCGAGACCGGCUCUGAGUUUGAAUGUGACAGACUCUGA
This is a messenger RNA of Seriola aureovittata, 1242 nucleotides long. RefSeq names its product opsin 6, group member a (gene opn6a). Gene Ontology annotation, biological process: G protein-coupled receptor signaling pathway. The coding region runs from base 1 to 1242 and encodes 413 amino acids. Gene Ontology annotation, cellular component: membrane. Gene Ontology annotation, molecular function: G protein-coupled receptor activity. The record is from RefSeq and is a predicted model, not a curated record. The transcript has 6 exons. Lineage: Eukaryota; Metazoa; Chordata; Actinopteri; Carangiformes; Carangidae.